AUGGUUGAGAGUGAAAACGCUCUAAGAGACAAUAUUAGACGAAAAGGAGAGAACUCUUAUUACUACGCACACGCUCCCCGGCCAGACGAAGUUCCAGACCACGCAAUAGUCCUGGAAGGAGACGGAAUCAUCACAGGAGGCCCUCCAAAGCUGAUUGCUAGAGACCAACAAUUCACCCCGCAGCCUCACAUCUUCAACAUCAGAAACUAUUCGUGGAGCGACGAAAACGACAAAGUAACCAUCUAUAUUCCAUUUGAAGAAGAUGUGGACCCUGAUCUGGUAACUUGCAAAUUUGACACAAAAGAAGUGGACUUGACUUAUUCUUUCUCAGACACUGAGACCAGGAAGCUCUGGCUGAAGAAGCUUUCCAACACUAUCAGCCCAACCCAGUCCAGCUACAAAGUGAGGAAAAACAAAAUCGUGAUUACGCUGAAGAAAGUCGGCUCUCUCAGCUGGUACAAGUUAGCGGAAAACUAA
Messenger RNA from Blepharisma stoltei, 477 nucleotides. NCBI's taxonomy places the organism in Eukaryota, Ciliophora, Heterotrichea, Heterotrichida, Blepharismidae. The record is from the annotation of a GenBank genome assembly.